AUGAAAGAAACCUACCCUAUUUUGUGCCAUUUUACAUGGGUGGUGGAGCGCUGUCCAAUCUCCGAUCUGCUGGUCAGGGCCAAAGACAAAGAUGACCUUGGCAGAGGUGGUCAAAUCAGUGUGGCUACAAACUUUAGGCUAAUGUUGUCUAUUCUGUUUAUUCCAAGCACUGCAUCAGUUCACACUUUGAGAUAUUUUUACACUUCAUCAUUUCAAGUUCCAAACUUCUCAAAGUAUGUUUCUGUGAACGACCUUCAGAUCAUUCAUUACGACAGUGACACAAAGAAAUUGGUCCCCAAACAAGAGUGGAUGAACAAACUCACAGAGGAGGACCCUAGGUACUGGGAAAGAAACACUCAGAGGUGUUUGGAGAAUGAGCAGGCGGGAAAAGGAAACAUAGAAACUGUGAAACGCCGCCUUAAUGUGACCGGAGGUUUGUGUUGUCUGCAGAAGCUCUAUGGCUGUGAAUGGGACAAUGAGACUAGUGAAAUCAGAGGAUAUGAGCAACACUCUUUUGAUGGAGAAGAUUUUAUUUCAUUGGAUUUUGACCCUGAAACUUUUGUCGCUCCAAAACAACAGGCUUUUAUCACCCAACUGAUAUGGGAGAGGGAUGGAGAGGCUGUCAGAGUGAAACACUACAUCAUCCAUGAAUGUGCUGAGUAUCUGAAGAAAUAUGUGCGCCACGGAGAGAGCGCUCUGAACAGGAUAGAGCUCCCCCUGGUGUCCCUGCUGCAGAAGUCCUCCUCAGCCCUAGUCACGUGUCACGCCACAGGCUUCUACCCCGACAGAGCCAUGCUGUUCUGGACCAAAGACGGAGAUGAGCUGCUGGAGGACGUGGAACUUGGAGAGAUCCUGCCCAACAGAGAUGGGACCUUCCAGACUAGUGUGUCCCUGGACCUGUCCUCUGUCCCCCCUGAGGACUGGGACAGGUACCACUGUGCAUUCCAGUUGUCCGGGGACAAAAAUAAGUAUCUGAACAGACUGGACCAUUGCAUGAUCAGGAACAAUGACCACGAGGACCGGUCAGGCACAGCCCAAAGGAACGACGUGGGGCCGUCCUCCUGUGGACCCACCGCCUGCAGGCUGAUCCAUGAGAGGCUGGUGCAGAGAGAUCUGGGCAGCAGUCGAAGCGUGACUCACCUGUGCUGUCCCCUGUCUGUCUCAAAGAAGAACUGCACAGCUCUCAUCUCUCCUGUGUCGGCUGCUCUCGCUGUUGUUCUCACUGCUGCUGUCCUUGCUGUGGUCACCUUCAUCUUGUACAGGAGAUGUAAAGCUCCAAGUGAGCCAGAAGUGCAGGAGUUGAACCCUCAGCCACCAUGCCAUUUUGCCAAUCAACCCCCGUCACUGACACCGGUACGACGUGCUGUUCAAGGCGGUGGGGUCGUACGUGGAGAGGCGUUGGGAACCUUAUGGUUCUUGUUUGGAGCACUGCUGGAGCUGGCUAAAGCAGACAAGCCGCUGAUGCGUGUGACUGGGACUGGCCCCUCUCCUCCUCUGGACUACAGCGGAGUCUCUGCUCUCUGGGACUUCCACAGCAGCUCCAGGGCCCAGGAGCUAAGUGCGGCCCCAUUGCAGAGCCUCUGUCGGGGGGUGAUCCGCAGAGCACUGAGACCCUCUCCUCUGGAGCCUAAGGUCUGGACACUGGACUUACCCCUCGCCCUCAAGGACUACCUCCUGCUGAGCGAGCUGUGGCCCAUCCUAACUGUGCACUAA
This is a messenger RNA of Periophthalmus magnuspinnatus, 1713 nucleotides long. RefSeq lists its product as uncharacterized. The transcript has 11 exons. The record is from RefSeq and is a predicted model, not a curated record. Gene Ontology annotation, biological process: intracellular signal transduction; immune response. Lineage: Eukaryota; Metazoa; Chordata; Actinopteri; Gobiiformes; Gobiidae. Gene Ontology annotation, cellular component: external side of plasma membrane. The coding region runs from base 1 to 1713 and encodes 570 amino acids.